CGCGCGCCCGAGCGGCGCGAGGUCGGGGUCGGGGGAUGUCGCAGUGGCUGGUGGUGGCGGCCGGGCCGCUCGCCGUGCUGUGGCGAUGCGGCGGUGGCCCACGAAGCGGCAGGACGGCCGGGGCAGGCGUGAGGGCCCUCGGAACCGCCCAGCAGUGCCUCCAGGGAAUCCGCUUUCAGCAGUUGGCUCUGUGGAAGAGACAGACGUCAGUUUCCCAGUGGCUGUGUUCAAAACCACCCAAAGGAACUAGUGAACCAAAGGACGCUGGUCCUGGAGCGGAUGGAGAGAAGAGAGGAGGAAAGCGGUAUGACCUUGCCUGGUGGAAGCGGUUGCAGAAGGGAGAGGUCCCCUGGGAUGACAAGGAUUUCCGCAGUCUGGCUGUUCCGGGGUCAGGUGUUGCUGUGGGAUUUCUCUACUUCUGUUUCCGAGAUCCUGGGAAGGAAAUCACCUGGAAGCACUUCGUGCAGUAUUACCUGGCGAGAGGUCUGGUGGACCGGCUGGAAGUCGUGAACAGACAGUUUGUGCGUGUUAUUCCUGCCCCUGCGACGUCUGAGAAGUUCGUGUGGUUCAACAUCGGCAGCGUGGACACCUUCGAGCGCAAGCUGGAGACCGCCCACUGGCAGCUGGGCAUCGAGCUCGCGGAGCAGACGGCCGUGGUCUACACCACCGAGAGCGACGGGUCUUUCUUGCGAAGCCUGGUGCCCACCUUUCUCCUGAUCGGAAUCCUCCUCUAUGUCGCGAGGAGGGGCCCGAUGGGGGCUGGGCGUGGCAGGCGAGGAGGGGGCCUCUUCACCGUUGGCGAGACCACGGCCAAGAUCAUGAAGAACAACAUCGGCGUGCGCUUUGCAGACGUGGUUGGUUGCGAAGAAGCCAAGUUGGAGAUCGUGGAGUUUGUGAAUUUCCUGAAGAAUCCCAAGCAGUAUCAGGACCUCGGGGCCAAAAUUCCAAAGGGAGCCAUGCUCACUGGUCCUCCUGGUACCGGCAAAACGAUUCUCGCCAAGGCGACUGCAGGGGAGGCCAGUGUGCCCUUCAUCACCGUGAAUGGGUCCGAGUUCCUGGAAAUGUUUGUCGGUGUCGGUCCAGCUCGGGUUCGUGACGUGUUUGCAAUGGCCCGAAAAAAUGCUCCCUGCAUCUUGUUCAUUGACGAGAUGGACGCGAUCGGCCGUGGGCACCUUGGGGGCCAGAGCGAGCAGGAGAACACCCUGAACCAGUUGCUCGUGGAGAUGGACGGGUUCAGCUCUACCACGAACGUCAUGGUGCUGGCCGGCACCAGCCGCCCCGACAUCCUCGACCCAGCCCUGACGCGGCCUGGCCGGUUCGGCCGUCAGGUUUACGUUGCCCCCCCUGACAUCAAAGGCAGGUCGUCCAUCUUCAGGGUCCACCUGCGUCCACUCAAGUUGGACGAGAGCCUCAGCGAGGACGCCCUGGCGAGGAAGCUUGCGGCCCUCACUCCAGGCUUCACAGGUGCUGAUAUUUCUAACGUUUGCAACGAAGCGGCCCUGAUCGCCGCCCGCCACCUGAGUCCUUUUGUCCGGGAGAAGCACUUGGAGCAGGCCGUUGAGAGGGUCAUCGGAGGUCCCGAGAAGAAGACGCGGGUCCUGCAGCCCAGUGAGAAGAUGACGGUGGCCUACCGUGAGGCCGGCCAGGCGGUGGUGGGCUGGCUCCUGGAGCACGCAGGCCCCCUGCUCAAGGCGUCCAUCAUCCCCCGGGGCAAGGGGCUCGGCUACGCCCAGUGCCUGCCCAGGGAGCAGUGCCUGUACACGCGGGAGCAGCUCUCGGGCCGCAUGUGCGCCGUGCUGGGUGGCCGGGUGGCCGAGCAGCUGUUCUUCGGGCAGAUCACCACGGGGGCCCAGGACGACCUGAGGAAGGUCACCCAGAGUGCCUACGCCCAGAUUGUGCAGUUCGGGAUGAGCAAGAAGCUGGGCCAGGUGUCCUUCGACCUCCCCCGGCCCGGCGAGGUGCUGGCGGAGAAGCCGUACAGCGAGGCGAUGGCGCAGCUCAUCGACCAGGAGGCCCGGCGGCUGGUCAGCUCCGCGCACGCGCGCCCCCCGGACCUGCUGACGUGCUGCCGGGAGCAGGAGACCUGGUGCCGGUACUGGGACGCCCACCUCCUCCUCGGCCACAGAAAAGAAAGCGCUAUUCACCUGUGCAUCCGGCAGAUUCCUGAGCGGGACUUGGAUGAACAAAAUAGCUCCCUUUGGCAGUGGUCUGGUCUUUAUUUUGUAAAUCCUGGUGUCCUGGCCUGUGUCAAAGCUGUGCAGGGGAGGAAGAAAAAGCAGAAGAUGCAACUUCUGGCAUCAAGGACACUGAUCUUUUGGCUGGAAGGAUGUGAAGGAAGCAGGACCUUUGCUUGGUCCUCGUGCACAGCAAGGGGGGGGGUCUCCACUGAGAGAAGGGGACACGGAGCUCAGAGGGGCCUGGCUGCUUUGCCGGCAUCCCCAGCCUUUGCUCUCCAAACCUGCCCCAUCAAAUCCUCGCAAAGCCGCCACCCGGAAGCCCCGGGGUCCUCGUACUGCCAAUGGGAAGAAAAAGCUGGAUCCCUCCCACAAACAACAAAACAAAGAAAACCCACACCCACUAGCCCCUGAGUGUCUCUGGUGGUGCUUGGAGGGAGCGUGACAUGGGCCCCUAGACAGCCGUCUGGAAUGCACCUGCCCAACUCAGCCUGCAGACAGAGCAGUAGGUGGACCCACUGCUGCAGGACACCUCCAGGGCCAACAUUUUGGUCUCCAGAGCAGGCCACUGGUGUGGCUAGGGGACCCCCAGCGGACCCCUAUGUGGUCAGGGAGUGGCUCCUUGGCAUGGGACCUCCAGGAAACCCCGGGUGCAUCUGGGGCCUGGCUGGGUGGGUGGAGGAGCCCGGCACUUUGCAUCCAAGUUCCGAGGCCGAUGGCACAGGAAACCCCUCCUGAAAGGUUCCUGGGAGGUUCCUAUGAACCUGUCCUAGGAAAGGUUUCCCUCCCACCGGGCCAGGGCCAGGGUAGGGCCAGACUCCAAGGGGAGAGACCCCCGGUACAUCUCUACCGUCCCGACAGCUGGCAGGGGCCGUGAAGAGGGGUCACUCCGUGCACACCUGCCCUCCCAGAUGUGUGAGCUCCUGGGCCUCGCCCCGGCAGCCAGCAACCCCUGCCGGCGUGGGAGCCCCCGCAGGCGGCGCCAGGUGCGCCCCCCGCUCCGAGCCCCUAUCUCAGCCUGGUGCCCCGAGGAUCCCGGCCGCGGCCUCCCCGCCCUACCCCCAGGGAGGCUCGGCUGGGCCGAACAAAGCAGACGCGCAGCUAGGAGGGCAGCAUCCCCCCCCACGCCU
Messenger RNA from Balaenoptera musculus (blue whale), 3304 nucleotides. Its product is annotated as AFG3-like protein 1. Lineage: Eukaryota; Metazoa; Chordata; Mammalia; Artiodactyla; Balaenopteridae. Gene Ontology annotation, biological process: mitochondrial protein processing; protein-containing complex assembly. The record is from RefSeq and is a predicted model, not a curated record. Gene Ontology annotation, cellular component: m-AAA complex; membrane. Gene Ontology annotation, molecular function: ATP hydrolysis activity; ATP-dependent peptidase activity; metalloendopeptidase activity.